Messenger RNA from Chenopodium quinoa (quinoa), 1546 nucleotides. Its product is annotated as transcription initiation factor IIA subunit 2-like. Gene Ontology annotation, cellular component: transcription factor TFIIA complex. The record is from RefSeq and is a predicted model, not a curated record. NCBI's taxonomy places the organism in Eukaryota, Viridiplantae, Streptophyta, Magnoliopsida, Caryophyllales, Amaranthaceae. The coding region runs from base 986 to 1336 and encodes 116 amino acids. Gene Ontology annotation, molecular function: RNA polymerase II general transcription initiation factor activity; TBP-class protein binding. The transcript has 3 exons. Gene Ontology annotation, biological process: RNA polymerase II preinitiation complex assembly; transcription initiation at RNA polymerase II promoter.
AGAAAGGGGCAAGCAUUUUUUGCCUCUUUUUUUUUGGUCAUGGAAAGAGGAAGGCUUUUUUUGGUUUAACGGUCUAUGAUUAAGAGCUAAUAAAGCCGAGCCUAAUACUCCCUUCGUUCCUUUUUGUUGGUCUCACCGAUUCCACACCUGGUCUAACUAUACCUCGCUCACUGUUUCCCAAAAAUCACAAACAAGCUCAAUCUGACCCUAAUUGGAAUGAUGCAAUACGUGAUAAAUAUAGUGUUAUAAUUUAAACGAGGACAUGUGAAAUGGUUCCUAGGCCAUCAAUGGUGAAUUAUGUUAAUUGCAUGUUGUUUCAACAUAUACUGAAUGUUAAUGGUGAUCUAAAUUGAGAUAAAGCAUGUUUAGUAUGUUGUUUCAACAUAUACUGAAUGUAUACCUUUCAAUACUACGCCUAGAAAUCAUUAAUAUUUAGACGGUGUUGACUUUGGCCCCGGCUCAUAAGUGGUCUAUUCACCAACAUGAAAAUGAGGAACUUUAAAAAAAAAAAUCAUAUCAAGACACCACUAAUUUCCGCUUUUACUUAAUCCCUUGGAUAGCAUGAUUAUCACACUACUCUAAUUGAUGCACGACAAUAAGCCAACAAGUAAAAGAAAACAAAGGAAGUAUGUGUAUACCUUUCAAUACUACCCUUAGAAAUCUUUUUGUUAUUACUUGGGUUUACACACACAAUAUUAAAUUAUCAAUGUAUCAACCCAUCCAUUCGUACGAAAAGUACGCAAGCAACAUUGCAUGUCUUAUUUUAAUCUCAACACUUAAUAGUUCCAUGCUUCUCCAUAUCCCACUUUCAUCUUCUUGAAGUUUCUUCCUAUUCUAAUAAUGUCCAAUUUUACAACAAUUGACUCAAUAUUCUCUCAUUCUUGAUCUAUACCUUAGUUUAUAUCAUAUAGCUAACGAUAUUUUUACGUUAGGAGACAUUGAAUGUGUAGUUUAGUUACCUUUAAGAUAGUUCUUUGGCAAUAAAAUGGAGAAGAUGAAGCUGUAUCGUAACUCCACAAUUGGUUGUUGCUUGUUGGCUGCUCUUGAGGAACUAGUUCAUGGAAAUUCCAUUUCCAAGGAAUUCGCGCUUAAAGUUGUCAAUCAAUUUGAUAAGUCUAUGUUGGAAGCUUUUCAAACUGAACAAGUUCCGGAGCACAAUUUGAUCACCUUCAAGGGAAAAUUGCAGCAAUACAAGUUCAUCGAUUCUUGUUGGACCUUUGAUUUACUGAAUGCUGUAAUUUCAGCACGAGGAAAGGGGAUAUGGUUUAAGGUUGUUGGAAAUCUGCGAAUAAUGGCAUUCAAUGGAAAGCUUGUCAACAAAAGAAUUCGUAGCUAGUAAUUUAUUUCUCUGUAGUAUUUCAUUUUGAAUGUACUGGUAUAGAAGAGUUGUAUAAUUCAAGGAGCUCUAAGCCUUUAACUGUGUAAGAUAAAUUGGAUUAAUACAGUCUUCUAAGUGCUUUCAGUAGAUGAAUGUUAAUAUGUGAAAAACAAAAAAAUUAUGCUCUUGUAAUGCGUUCACUUUAAUGAUAUUAAGUCCUAUAAGAUU